GGCUGCCUCAGAGUGUGGAGAUCCCAGCGCCGGGCCCGGGUGUGCGGGAUAAUCGUGCCUGGGCUGCGGGGUCCGGCUCCCGGCCUUACAGCGCACCGGCUGUGGAAAAUAGAGCUGACUAGGGAGUUAGCAGGUGACAGAUCAGAUGCAAACAGAAUCUUUACCUCCGUGUCCCAGCACGGUGUCACCGGUACGAUUAAAUAAUCUGAUCAGUUCUCCAAGGUUCGGAACAGUUACUCCAAAUCGUGUCUUUGUGGGAGGAAUUGAUUUUAAGACUAAUGAAAAUGACCUGAAGACAUUUUUUGCUCAGUAUGGCAGUGUGAGAGAAGUGAAGAUAAUAAAUGACAGAGCUGGAGUAUCAAAGGGGUAUGGCUUCGUCACUUUUGAAACCCAGGAAGAGGCACAGAAGAUUUUACAAGAUGCUAAAAAACUCAAUUAUAAGGAUAAGAAAUUGAAUAUUGGUCCAGCAAUACGAAAACAACAACUACGAAGUCCUAAUACUCGUUCUGCUGUAACACCACAGGCUGGUACAAUGUACACAACUACUGCUGUAUCCCCAGAAGCUGGUACAAUGUACUUAACUACUUCCAGUGGAUAUCCAUAUGUUUACCAUAAUGGAGUGGCUUAUUUUCAUACAUCUGAAGUUUCUCCUGUUCAGCAACCAUGGCCAUCCCGCUCGGUUUCCAGUUCCCCUGUGAUGGUGGCACCUCCAGUUUAUCAGUCUCCUACGUAUCAUUAUCAGGCACCAACACAAUGUUUUUCAAGUCAGUGGCAAUGGUCUGUUCUACAGUCUCCUACCUCUUCACCUCCACUCUUAUAUCUGCAACCAUCUGAAGUCUUUUAUCAACCAAUAGGAAUUACCCAGGAAGGUGGAUGUAUAUCUCCACCUCUGCUAAUGGAAGCUGCAGUUCCUGAGCAGCUGUAUUCCGAUCAUGGAGUUCAAACACUACAUCACCAGCCCUAUGCCCAGAGUCACAUAGCCAUGCCUGCAGCUUCCUUCCUGUGUGGCUGAGAUCCAUCAUCAACAUACCAGCUAGCAACUGCGAGUUGUGGAAAACUUGGGGAAUUGAAGUCACGUUCUGUGAGAAGAAACUUUUCACAUCCUUCGUCUGUGAGUCUGAAACCUCAGUAUGCAUGAAGUCAUCAUUUUCAUCCUAGCAAAGAUCACAGAAUGGAAGAGUGCAUUCUUACACUGUUUUCUGCAGAUGCUGUAAAACACUUUUUUUAGCCAUGUACUUUGCUAACAUACCUGUCACAUGGAGGGAAUGUUCUUCCUGACUGGUUACAUUUGCCUGCAAGUGCCUCAGUUAAUAUACUACUCUUUUUUUGUCAAGUCACAGAAUGAAAUUUUGUGGUUUGGUCAGGUAAAAACACAUGAAAUAACAACUUUACUCUGCACUUCCAUUCUUAAUAUAAAUCCUGUUGCAGGACAAAGUGGUGAUUUCUGAUACACAGCCUACUGUAUAAACUCCAGUUACUGACAUAGAUGGAAAGCCAGCGUACUGCUACUAAAGGGAAAAUUUCACCUUUAAUUUAUGGGUUACAUAAACUUGAAAGAUACACUAGUUACAAAGUAAAAGCCAUUUUGCCACAUCCUGACAGCAUUUUUGCUCUGUGGAUUCAAAUCUGUUUAUUUAAAUCUAUGUGUAUUUUAUUUCAAUUCCAAGGCAGUUGGUCUAGCUUAAAGUUUUUUGCAAUCAGUAUUUUCUACUUUUAUAAGGUAUUUUACUUAUGUGUCAUUUUAGUGCUUGGGUAUAACUUUUUAAAAUAAAAUUUGGACUAUUCACUUAAUAACUAUUUGUUCUCAUCCUAACAUUUUUCUUAAACAUAGUAAGCAAUAUACUUGGGUUUAUGGUAUGUUUUUGACUGUAGAAAAAGGCAGUGCUGCUUGACUACUUGCAUUACAAGACCAUUGAAAACUUCCCUCUUGCUUCUUUGACCUUUUCUCUAUUGUCUGUGUGAAAAUUAGGAACUCCCUGGCAAUAUCACAAGUUGAGAUGAAAUACUGUUUUCUCCUCAACUUCAGGGAGAUAAUUUUUUUGUUUCUCACCUUUGUAGGAUUCCUUCUAUGUAUUAUAAAAACCAAAUUCCUCAAAGGUUGAAAAUACAGCUGCUGUAGUUAAUAAGAGUGCAAGCUAUGGCUUUUUGCUUCAGUAGGACUGAGGUCUUUAUGUAUGUAAAAUAUCCUUGAGCUGUUUGGGUUUUUUAUCUGAUUUGUAGUAAUUUGGGGGUUUUCUUUUCAGGUAACUUUGUAUUGUUGGUAUUUUUUUCCCUUUCAUCAUUCAGGGAUAUUACCAAGUGAGCAAAGUAGUCAGUAAAUAAUCCAUGUGUAAUAUGUAAAUCUGUUUAAAGGUGGUUCUAGUGAUCAGUUGGAGUCUGUUCUGGUUUUAAACUGCUUUGAAAUUGUUGUAAAAGGAGAGUCCAUGUACUGUGUCUUGGUUGCGAGUUUCCUCAAGUGACCUUCCACUUUCUGCUAGGUAGAAAAAUAUACACAAAUAUCAUUUUAGGAGUUUCUGUUUUAAAAAACUCGUUACCAUAGCAGCAGUGGGGGAUUGUUUUACCAGUAAGUAUCAAAAAAGGUGAACAACUUGUUGGAUACAUGAAGAGCUCAGUCUAUUUUUGAAGGGCAUCAUCUGCUGUAGAUUGUCACACUUCUGCUCCAGUCUGUACCACUAAACACAUCUGUCCAGUUCUGUUUAAUUUUCAGAUUUUAGAACUCAUUUGUACAAACAUGUCACAAAAAUCUUGGCUCGUUAAAACAGUAAUUCAUUUCCAUGGAAGAAUUUUUACAUAGUAUUUUUUUUAAUGAUGCUCUCUAAAGGUGCCAAAGAAAGGUUAUAUCUUCUGUUGGAGCCUUAUUUCUUGUCAUGAAACACACAUUUGAUCCAGGAUUCAGAAGAUUUAGUCCUUGUUUUUGGAAUCCACAGUUUGUUUACCAAACAAGACUUCCUUGUUUUUAACAAUGCUUUAGAGAUCCAAGCAGUAAAUUUUACAGUGACUAGUAACUUAAAAAAAUAAGUGCCUAGAGGGAAGUCUCUUGAACUAAUUGCUUGGAAGUGUACAAAUACUGUGCAGUCACUUAAAAGUCAUCAGAUUGUGACUCUAUUCUAGAUACUCACAAAAUGUAGUUUAUUUUCCCUUAAUUGGUACAGAUGUUAGUGUGUUGAUAAUGAGUUGAUCCCAUGGCCUUUGCUUCAAAGAUCACUUAAGAGUUUUUUUUAUUUGCAUGUGAACUUGAUUGUUUGUAAGGAUGUUCAGUGUCAGGCACUUAACUGUUCCCUGCAGUGCUCUGCUGUGGGGUCUGUAACAUCAGUCUGGAGGUGCCUUUGGUUAGGACUGUACCUCCAGCUCUUAACAAUGCUUCAUUUUGACUUAAGACACCUAGAGGAUACCAAGAUGAAGCUCAGUGUUGGCUUUUCUGUAGGAACUGGAGGUCACUGUUGAAAUACUGAGGGUUCUUCACUGAUUUUGUAGCUUAUCUUUCCUCUAAGUGCUUGCCAGAAGUGAUGACCUGACAUCAGUCAGCAGUGACUGAACCUUUCAGGAGUUGAAUCCUUCUGUAGACACAACUGAGAUAUAACUGCCUUACCACUUGUGAAUCCCUGUAAUGAAAUAUAGAUGCAUUGAGAAAGAACUACAUUUCCUCAGGUUGUUGUUACCUUGAUGUUCUAGCAUUCGUGAUUUUUCUUUUGUUGUUUUACACUAUACAGUAUUGUCCUGCCAGUUCAGUUCUC
Molecule: messenger RNA, 3734 nt
Organism: Corapipo altera (White-ruffed manakin)
Lineage: Eukaryota; Metazoa; Chordata; Aves; Passeriformes; Pipridae
Gene: BOLL
Product: boule homolog, RNA binding protein
Exons: 12
Coding region: 146-1012 (288 amino acids)
Molecular function (GO): RNA binding
Source: RefSeq, a predicted model, not a curated record